CGGCCGCGUUAUGGCGGCUGCCAGUGACAUGAGCACAUCACGUGUCGUUCCUACCCAUGGUCGUCGCGACCGUGGGUAGUGACGACAGCUCCAAAACAUGCGAGUUCAUCACAUUGUUCGAAGCUCUGUGAAGUCUUGUCAAUCAGCGGGUAAAUGUAGGCAUUGUAGCACAAAAAACCCGAUCCGUGACGCGAUGAUGACCAACAAUGCAUAAUCCUGUACAGCACAAGAUCAAGUGUGCAUGACUCCCCACAAAGCUCCAAUUACUAUCUCUUCCAGGCAAACACCAUAAUCCAUCCAUCGAAUCAGUAACGUACACCAGAUCGUUAGACAUGACCGAAACACGCCCAAAGAUCAAAGUAAUCAUCAUCGGCGGCGGGAUAGCCGGCCUGGCACUCGCCGCCAGCUUGACGAAGAGGCCUCACAUCGAUUUCCACGUCUACGAAGGCGUACCCGAAUACAAAGACGUGGGAGCAGGAUUAGCACUACACUCCAACGCCAUUAGAGCAAUGGGUCUGCUCGGGGCGGAAGUCCGCCAGGCGUAUUUUGACAAAGCAUUGGAUAUGGGUGAGGAGCACGAGGAAAUGGCUACAGAAGUGAUCCUCGCCCAAGGACCUCACUCGGGCGAAUUGGUUGCGGAGCUAGGACGUGCCAAAGGCAGGAAAUCCGUCAGUCGGGCAGAUCUGCUGCAGGGACUGUUGGCAUUGGUACCAGCCGAUCGGAUCACGUUGGGCACGAGGUUGACCAAGGUCGAGGAGACGGUGGGAGGGAAAGUCACGGUCACGUUUCAGGACGGCGGACAGGUCAGCGGAGAUUGCUUGAUCGGAGCGGACGGCAUACAUAGUCUCACGCGCAGCUAUGUUCUCGGGGCGGAACACCCCGCUACGGCACCUGUGAACCAUGACGGCUGGCAGAUCUACCGGAUCAUGGUGCCCAUGUCUGUCGCGCAGCGAGAGCAUGGGCUCGAUCCGCGAUGGACGAAGAUCGUGCCGAUCAUGCUCGGACCCCGGGGUCAUAUCAAUACCUUGCCCUUGAACAAGUCCACGCGUCUCAGUGCUGGUGUGGCGGUGCGUGGCGCCAAGUUCACUGAAAAUGGAAUGGCGUCGGAGCUGAAUCCUGGUCUUUAUUCUGAGUAUAGUGAUGAGGCACAUGUUCUCUGCGAUUUCGACGCCGGAGCAGCUGCCGAUAGCUUCGGCAGGGUCUAUGCAUACGCUGAGGCGGAUAUGCUGAACCGACCUGAGAAGAUGCGGUCAUUCUUCAAGGACGCUGCAGCCUUCACCAAUGACUUCGAUCUGCGGAAGCAGAAUGACGAUGCAAUGAUCUUGAUGCAGAAGUGGCUGCGUGAAACACAAACUUAA
Dissoconium aciculare CBS 342.82 is the source of this 1358-nucleotide messenger RNA. Its product is annotated as FAD/NAD(P)-binding domain-containing protein. Bases 333 to 1358 code for a protein of 341 amino acids. Gene Ontology annotation, biological process: secondary metabolite biosynthetic process. Lineage: Eukaryota; Fungi; Ascomycota; Dothideomycetes; Mycosphaerellales; Dissoconiaceae. The record is from RefSeq and is a predicted model, not a curated record. The transcript has 2 exons. Gene Ontology annotation, molecular function: FAD binding.